AUGGAUUCGUACGACUACGUGAUUGUGGGUGCCGGCGUCAACGGGACGUCGAUUGCGACCUCGUUGGCCUCGCACGGCUUCCGCGUCGCCGUACUCGACCGAUCCUCCGACGGCUUUGUUGCGCCCGAUGGCGCAUCGCACGACCUCAACAAGAUCGUACGUGCCGACUACACGGAUGCGAACUUUUGCACGCUGGCCAAGGAGGCGAUUGCAAGGUGGCGUUCGAGCCCGGUGCUGAGCAGGUUCUACCACGAGGUGGGGGUGCUCUUCCGCUCGUCGGCGACGGGCGACGUGUGGGGCAAGGAGGGAAGUGCAGAGGAGUACGUCCACAACGGUAUCAAGCAUGCAGCGCUCGAAAGCGAUAUGCAUCUAGAGGUUUUUCCCGCCGAAGAAAAGGUGCGAGCAUUUAAGCUCAACAACGAUGCUCAGGUGGAGGAGAUCCUGGGAAAGGCAGAGGGAUUGAAGGGGGACGGGUUGAAGGGGAUGGGGAGGGUGCAGACGGGCUACUUUAAUCCACGCGCGGGGUGGGCCGAGGCGAACAACGCCACGAGAGCGCUGCUUGCACAUGCGGUCAAGCUUGGGGUUACGGUGUAUCCGGACAGCAGCGUCGCUUCUUUCCUCUACGAAGCGGGCGAGGUGGUGGGAGUCAAGACGGCGGAUGGACGGGUGGUUCGCGGCGACAACGUGGUGCUUGCUGCGGGAGCAUGGACGCAGAAGCUGCUCACCACGCUGCUCCCCGGUGUGGGAGAGGCAUGGAUGACGCGUCCGAGUGCGCAGUGCGUGGCGGUGGUGCGUCUAACCCGCGCCGAGGCGCUGCAGCUCAAGGCAACGCCGGUGGUGAUCAACUUUGCCACGGGAUUCUACCAGUUUGAACCGACCCCGACCGCCGACGAUGACGAGUGGCAUCUCAAGAUCGCCAUCCACUCCAACGGAUUCCUCCACCCCUCACCCCCCUCCACCUUCACGGGGACAUUCCCGGCGUUUAGCUGCACGGACAGCACCGAGCAAGAUGCCUUCGGGAUGGCCGCCUGCAGCAUGCCCGAAAACCAGCUCGAGAUCAUGCUGGAGGAGCUGAGGCAGACGUGGCCGCACCUCGCGCAGCGCGAACGUGUCGUGUGUACCCGCGUCUGCUGGUAUUCCGACACGCUCGACGAAAACUGGAUCAUCGACAGCCUAGCCAACCACCCUGCGAAACCAAAGGGCACCGACAAGGUGUGGGUGGUCAGUGGAGAUAGCGGACACGCAUUCAAGUUCCUCCCCAUCAUCGGCGACGUCUUCCUCGCCGCCAAACGCCUCGUCCCCAACACGAGGCAGCUCGACUUGAGCCGGUUUACCUUCAACCACCAUGCACGCACCCACGCCGACAAAAACGCCGGCCGCGCUGUUCAGUCCGCCGACAGCAACCGUGCCCACUCUACGCCGCUCGCCAACGCCCGCGCGCGUCUCUAG
Moesziomyces antarcticus is the source of this 1449-nucleotide messenger RNA. RefSeq names its product FAD dependent oxidoreductase. The record is from RefSeq and is a predicted model, not a curated record. Gene Ontology annotation, molecular function: sarcosine oxidase activity; L-pipecolate oxidase activity; flavin adenine dinucleotide binding. NCBI's taxonomy places the organism in Eukaryota, Fungi, Basidiomycota, Ustilaginomycetes, Ustilaginales, Ustilaginaceae. Bases 1 to 1449 code for a protein of 482 amino acids. The transcript has a single exon.